GAUAAUAAUCACUAACCACCCUCCCUCCUUGUGAUCUAUGAAACUUUCCACACCUAUAUGUUUCAGUACUCUCUCAUCAUUUCCCACUGCCUUUAGAGAACUCUCUCUCCUCUCUCUCCUCUCUCUGCGUCUCUGUAUCUGUCUCUCUCUGUCUCUCUAUCUCUCUCUCUAAUGAAGCACCAAGCCAUUGAUGAGCUUCUCUUUGGGAAAAUACGCCCACAAAAGGCACCGAAAAAAUUUGUACUGCUAGUCUGUGCCCUACUUCUUCUUACAAUCAUCCCACUCUAUUACCCUUCAAUAUGCCGCUCUUUAUUUGUGUCAAAAACUAUUGAUUCCAACCCACUAGUCCCCUCUCCAUCAUCAUCUGCUCAGGAGGAGGAUUUGCCUUCUAUAACGAGCAACUUAAAGUGUGACAUAUUUACUGGAGAAUGGGUUCCAAAUCCAGAGGCUCCCUACUACACAAACAAAACAUGUUGGGCAAUCCAUGAGCACCAAAACUGCAUGAAGUAUGGAAGACCAGACACUGAGUUCAUGAAGUGGAAGUGGAAGCCAGAUGAUUGUGAGCUACCCGUUUUCAACCCGGCUCAGUUCCUCGAAUUGCUUAGAGGGAAGUCCAUGGCAUUUGUUGGAGACUCUGUGGGUAGAAACCAAAUGCAGUCCAUGAUAUGCCUCCUUUCAAGGGUGGAAUAUCCAAUAGAUGUUUCAACUACCGAAGACCAGAGGUUCAUCCGCUGGAAGUACACAUCCUACAACUUCACUAUGGCCACGUUUUGGACUCCACAUUUGGUCAAAUCCAAAGAAGCAACAUACACUGACGGUCCGACCAAGACCGGCCUUUUCGAGCUCUACCUCGACGAAUUUGACGAGGCAUGGACAACCCAGAUUAAUGAAUUCGACUACAUCAUACUUGCUGCGGGGCAUUGGUUCUUCCGGCCGAUGGUGUACUACGAAAAUCGAAAGAUUACUGGGUGCAAUUAUUGCCUCCUAGACAAUGUACCUGACCUAGGCAAGCACUAUGGUCAUAGAAAGGCUUUUAGGACAGCUUUUAAGGCCAUCAACAGCUUAGAAAAUUAUAAGGGUAUAACAUAUGUUAGGACUUUUGCGCCGUCACAUUUCGAAAAUGGAAUAUGGAAUGAAGGAGGAAAUUGUUUGCGAACGAAGCCGUAUAAGAGUAACGAGACACGGUUGGAGGGUUUAAAUUUGGAGCUUUAUAUGAUCCAAAUUGAGGAGUUUAGGAAAGCUGAAAAGGAAGGCAGAAAGAAGGGGUUGAAAUACAGGCUGUUGGACACAACGCAGGCAACGUUAUUAAGGCCAGAUGGUCAUCCUAGUAGAUAUGGGCACUGGCCAAAUGAAAAUGUGACUUUGUAUAACGACUGUGUGCACUGGUGCUUGCCGGGACCGAUCGAUACAUGGAGCGAUUUCUUGCUGGAGAUGUUGAAGAUGGAGGGUAUGCGAUCAGCUGAGGAGAAAAAGCACCUGAUUUCAAGAGACAGAAGAUCGAAUUGACGGAUGCAAUUAACCGAAGUUGGUACGUAUUUGAUAAAUGGAUUAUUCAUUUGUUGCAGAGUAUUUUGGUGUUAAAAGUUUGUUCAAGAUGUUAUUGGUGGCUACAGAAUGUGACUCUAUGAUAAGUAUUACUAAACCA
This is a messenger RNA of Pyrus x bretschneideri (Chinese white pear), 1645 nucleotides long. RefSeq names its product protein trichome birefringence-like 19. The transcript is spliced from 2 exons. Lineage: Eukaryota; Viridiplantae; Streptophyta; Magnoliopsida; Rosales; Rosaceae. Gene Ontology annotation, cellular component: Golgi apparatus. The record is from RefSeq and is a predicted model, not a curated record. Gene Ontology annotation, molecular function: O-acetyltransferase activity. The coding region runs from base 172 to 1506 and encodes 444 amino acids.